AUGUCGGACGCUGCGGCUCCAAAGCUCAAGAACAUAAGUUCAUGGAAAUUGAACAAAGCAGAAGAAGAACAGUUGAAAACCCGUGUGGCAAACGGGGAAGAGGAGCUGACUGUCAAAAGGGCCCUCCAGAAGUUGAAAGCGGAAGCGGCUUUGUCGAGAAAGACUGCCGCUAACGCGGUUGCUCAGAAAUCUGCUCGGCAAAGUCAAGGGAGCGCAAAGGCCAAAGCAAAGGCCCCUGUGCCUUCCCAGGGAGACUCUGUGUCAGAUGCUGAAUUGAACGACGCGACGAACAAGCAUUACUACGCUCUGGUCCAGCAGGACCUCGCAACGAUCUUUGAACAUUUUGGACCGCAGUUGGCAACCGAAUUUUGUUUGCCGAUUGGCUGCGGCCAAGAGAGCGGUGUCCAGGAUGUAUAUGAUCGUCAAAAGGGGAUUACAUCCCUGAAGCAGCACUCUGUCUACAGAUGCAGCGUGUCUGCAUUCUGGAUCAACGCUUUGAGCAGUGCGACCCCAGGGGUCCCCAUGAGCCGGAAGAGAGUUGAAGAUCUGAGCGCUUUUCAUUUUCCAGGUGCGCAGCCAAAAUUCAUGACGGAUCGCAUGAUUGAAAUCGCAUGUUCAGAGGCGGAUCUGACAGAUGAGCCUCGGAAUUUGCAGAUGAUCAGCCCAGAAGAACUUUUGCACAGCCUUUUGCACGCCUGUGCUUCGGCUAUCAAGCUCUCAUCAGCAUUGGAUAGCGCAGUGUGGGCCGAGCUGAGAAGCAAAUGGAAAUCUGUGUUGCUGAGCGUCCCGGCAAGUUUCAAUGAGAUUCAGCAGAGCGACUUGUGGAAAACAGCUUGGAACAAGCGGCAGGCCGUGGUCCAACAACACGAAUCCCUCUCUAGGACAGCCUUGCAAAGUGCCAUGGAAGUGGCCCAGCUGAAGGCGCUGAUUGAAUCUGGUAGCAGCUCGAAGCUAACACCUAGCCAGCUCUCUUCGGCUUUGUUGGCUGCAGGUCUUCAGCAGGUGGUGAGUGGGUCCGCGAAAGCCAAAAAGGAUGAUGAAGAAUGUGGAACAUUAUCCGCAAAUUUCAUCAGCGGUGCCUUGAGUGUACAAAGAGUCGUGCUGAGUUCUCCCCGCUGUGUUGAACUCUUGCUUGAUAUGGAAGCCUCCUUCGGGACACAGAGCCCUUUUCACAUGAUGUCCAAAUUGGCUUGCUUGGCAACGAAGCCUACCUCGGCGAAGACGCGGGAGUGGGUCUUGUCCUGUGUGCAUGAUUUUGUGAUGCACGGGGACAUGUCCCCUUCAGAGAUCACCAAGGGAAGCUUGAUGGGCACCAAGCACCACGUGGGCAUUAUCCAGCUGUGCGAAUGCAAGUUGAAGGUUUCUGGCUUGCAAUACCGGGAGGGAUGGAAGUCGGGCGGGCCUGCGGGCCGAACAAGCCUGUGGGCUUUGACUGAGUUCAUGGCGACGAACAGCAAGGAGCUCGGCAAGGAGAAAUCCCGCAGUCGUUCGCGACCCGAGUCCAGCGACAGCGGCAGGUCGGAGUCAGCUGACAAGAAGGCGGCACGACGUUCCGAGCGGCCGGCCUCGCCGGCAGGAGGACCUGAGCCUGCCCCUCCGAACAAUGAAAAUGAGUUCAAGAAUGACGAGGAGGACGAGCCUGACACGAUUGAGUGCUCAGUGUGCAAGGGCACGAUCCGUGGUGGAAAAGUUGGCAUGCGCAUGCAUAUCCAAAAUUCCGCUAAGCACCGUCAGUACUUGAUUUGGAACCGUGGUGGGAUCCACUGGAAUGAUGCCGGGCUAAGGGCAAAGAAGGAGUUGAAGAAGGAGUGGAAAGAAAAGAAACCUCUUGCCCCUGCGGCGCCCAUUCAUUUGAAAGAGGGUCGUGCUGCCCCGCGGGGCGACCGUGCGCGGUCCAAGGGAAGUCGUCGUGAGCUGAAAGAGGCUGAUGCUGCCCUGCGGGGUGACCGCGCGCGGUCCAAUGCACGUCAUCGUGAGCGCUCACGUGGUCGUCGUGGGAGCCGCGAACGCGCUCGUGACAAGCGCGUGCGCGAGCACCCUGACCGCCGGGAGCAUGAGCACCGCGGGCAGUCCCGUGCUGCUGAGCCUGGGCCAAGCCGCCCACGACCGGAGGCUCCUGAGGCGCCUGAGUCUGCGGGGCGCCGCAAUGAUAAUGACGGCAAGGAUUCCCCAGGUAGCUCCGGCUACUCGUACUACACCUCUGAUGAAGAGGAUAAGGAUGAGAAGCCGCAGCAGCCCAAAGUCCCAGCGGCCAAACCAAAGGUUGCGGCAGCCAAGAUCGAUCCGCCGCCCACAGCCCAAAAAAAAAAGGACUCGUCCGCAAGUUCGGGACAGACGUACACAAGUUCGGGAGAGGCGGACACAAGAAUGACUGCCAUGGCGGACUGGUUCCAAGCCCAGGUUUUGGAGCACCUCUUUGAGCAGUAUCUUCCGAAAUCUGGAGUGGUCGAAAGCGACCGGAUGCUUCUCAAAGAGGUCCUGAUGAGCCAUUCAGAGUAUCGUGCUCAUUCUGGGAGUCAGGACUUGUGCUGGAAAGCUCGCUUGCACAAGUCUGGCAUCGAGGUCUUUUCCUUGGUGGAGGCAUUGGUCUAUGACAAAAAGUACGACAACUUCAUUCGCUCCUCCUGUCGACACGGAGGCAGCGCAGAAGCUGUUUUGGAGAGUGAAACCAUUGCCCAGGAGCUCAAAAAAAUUCAAGACACAUUGGCCAACGAAGAAGCUGAGCGCAAAGUUGCCGCAGGCAUUGUGGAAGACAGUGAGCCAGAAGAUGCCGAACUGGCUGACUCUGCGGAGCUUUUGAACAUGAGAAAGGCGCCCACGACCUUUACUCAAGGAAGCAACGCCUACUGGCGCGCAGUUGCCAACCAGGUGACUCGGACCUACUGCUCCAUCCAGGUGGAGCCGAAGUCAUUGGAUGGAGUGGCGUCGGCUGUGCAGCAAAGCACGGCCAAGGACAUCCGAGGAGUGGUGGGUGAGAAUUCCGUUCUAAUCCAUCUGGACGUGGACCUGCUCCGUGAAACCAUUGGCCCAAACUGUCAAGAGUCGCUCCGCAAAAAAUUCCAGCCCGACAUUGGUUUAAUGCGUAAACUAGUGCAGGGUGCCCUCCUGGGGCGAGGUGCGCAGCGUCGCACAGAAGAGGGGGAGGCCACCAAUGUUCCCGAGGGAGAUGUGGUGGCCCUCCACGCAGGGAUGGACAGGGCAGGGGCUAUGUGCCAGAGUGUCUUCCGCUUGGCAACCGCCAAGAAGGACGACAUGGAUGCUGAAAUCAAGCAGCUGCUCGUCACGUAUGACGAUGACUCGAUGCGAAGCAGGAAGAAGCGUUCCAGAGGCUCAUACUCGACCUAUUCCACAUAUCACCUUGCUUCACAUCAUUGCUUGACCCAAGCAAUUCCGGAAAAGCAAUACCAACAUCACAAGGGCUAUUGCACCAGCGAUGUCUUUGGGCCCGUCAAGGCAAUGCAAGCCUCAGAACUGUGGCACGCGAGCAGGACUGAAAAGGUCGACUUGCUCAGCCCAGACCGCGCAGUGGAGGUUACUGAGGUAGCCCAGGCCAAGAAGGAAGCCAAGUUGGAAGAGUGCGGCACCAAGCAGCAGGAAGACUCCGAAUCGAUCUUCUCUGCCGCCCUUCUUCCGGUCAGCUUCUAUUCCGACCUUAUCAAGGGACAUUCGAUAGAUCUUUCUGUCGGCCAGGCAAGCCUGGCGAAAGCCUCUGUGCUGGAAAGAACACCUUACUGGGGGCUAGCGCUGUCUGAACGGCACGCUCGCAAGGUUGAAGUGGUGUUGACUGACUUCGUGUUGAGUGAAAUGAAAAAAGAGGGGUCUUCGCACUACAGACCAGAAUGUGUAGCCGAACCUCGCACCGAAGAGACCAAAACGCCCACUCCCAAGCCUGCGCCGAAGAAGAGGUCAAAGCCGAAAACUGGCCAGCAAGCUGGCGCGAGUGAGGGCACCGUUGAAAGGGAGGGCGAAGAGCCAGCUCCGAAAAAGCCACGCAAAACGACGAAAGACAAAAACGAAGACGAAGAUGGCGGAGAGAAGAGCGACGCAUCUUCUUUGCCAUGGUAA
Messenger RNA from Cladocopium goreaui, 4065 nucleotides. NCBI's taxonomy places the organism in Eukaryota, Dinophyceae, Suessiales, Symbiodiniaceae. The record is from the annotation of a GenBank genome assembly.